UGCCCCUUUGUUGUGGGUAAAAUGGGAACGGAAUCCCCAGACGUCUGGCCACGUACUGCCGAAAUCUCUUUUGGUAAUACUGAAGUGACCAGGCAUGAAUUCUACGAAUGUUUCGAGCAUGAUAGUAAUGAAUCUGACAGCAUCAUUGAUGCUGUUUCUCGCCUACCAGGGCGAGCCUUUUGCGUUUUCCGAAUUGGGUUCAAGACCGUCAAAGACCAUAUUGAAUUCUUAAAUAAAUUUAGUGCAAAAGAAUCUGUAGUCAUUAGUGGCAAGGAGGUCCGAAUUAGAGUUAGAGAUAGGUCAGUUAACCUCGUACGCGUUAGAAUUCAACAUUUCAAAUUCGAUGAUGACCUUAGCCUGCUAAACAAGAGAUUGCGCGAGUUUGGAGUGAUUUCUCGGGUGUUUUGGGACACGUAUCAGGAUAGGUCGCUUCCAAGGUGGAACGGGAUAAAGACUGGAGUUGUCAAUGUGGAUAUGGAGAUCCACAAGGGCAUCCCAUCUUUUAUAACCUUUGGAAGCUACCAGGAUCCACUAAUGGUGUCUUAUGCAGGACAAAUGCACACAUGCCGCAUGUGUGAUUCUCCCACCCAUGUCUUAGCUAAUUGCCCCAAGCAACCCCUUAAAAUUGUUAGGAAGCCCCAGGAGACAGGGCCGACUGGUGGCGGGAAAAUGCCAAUUGCUCCAACUGUUGACGCUGAUUCACUUCCCGAGUUAGCCCAGAGGUCAACGAUGUCGACUGUAGUCGUUUUUGAUAAAGCUCCUGAGGAUCCAAUUUCGAAACCCGAUGAAGCUGAGUCUCUUUCUGACACCGAUUCUGACGCUGAAGACUCUAGCUGUGUGGAUUCGUCUGUGGCGUCUUAUUCGGUACCUUUGGAGGGUGAAUUGCAAGAUUCACCCUCAGGAGGGACUCAAAAUUUGGAAACUGAAACCAUGGAAUGUAGCACUCUUACCAGUUCCUUGACUGUACCUUCUGAAGACAACCCUUCGAAACCAAUUAUGAAAUCCCAAAUGACAGCCCCUGACACAGAGACACAAGACCAAGAACCAAUGACAAUUAUAAUGGAAUCGAUGGAACCCGACAUGGGGGAAAUUGAGACCAUGGGACCUGACAAAACAAAGGACCCCCUAAGAAUUCCCACGGUACCACGAAACAAACGCUUCAAACCUACUUUGACGGCCCAGAAUUCUAAACCUUCCUCAGGCAUUCACCGACUCAUAAAAACCUAA
Messenger RNA from Daphnia magna, 1227 nucleotides. RefSeq lists its product as uncharacterized. The record is from RefSeq and is a predicted model, not a curated record. The transcript is spliced from 3 exons. The coding region runs from base 22 to 1227 and encodes 401 amino acids. Lineage: Eukaryota; Metazoa; Arthropoda; Branchiopoda; Diplostraca; Daphniidae.